Prosopis cineraria is the source of this 2023-nucleotide messenger RNA. RefSeq names its product calcium uptake protein, mitochondrial-like. NCBI's taxonomy places the organism in Eukaryota, Viridiplantae, Streptophyta, Magnoliopsida, Fabales, Fabaceae. The transcript has 7 exons. Bases 1 to 1419 code for a protein of 472 amino acids. The record is from RefSeq and is a predicted model, not a curated record. Gene Ontology annotation, cellular component: uniplex complex. Gene Ontology annotation, molecular function: calcium ion binding. Gene Ontology annotation, biological process: calcium import into the mitochondrion; mitochondrial calcium ion homeostasis.
AUGUUUUCUUGGACGUCUCUCACAAGAUUCCAGCAUUCCCUACAUCGAAUCCCUUCCAUUCGACCCCGGGUUAUCUUCAGCCAAUUACAACCCUCCAUGUCAUCGUCGUCAUCAUCCUCCUCGCCAGCCAGCACUGCCACCACCAUUGGAGGCUUCAGAGAUGGUGACAAAUCGGAGUUUGAUAAGUUUUUGACGCCGGUUUCGGGAAUUGCGGUGGUUGGCUCUGCCUUGGGAUUUUGGUAUUUGUCCAAUUCUUUAGGUGAGGAUUCUGUUCAGGCAUUUGCUGACUAUGCAAGGGAAGAGAAUCAGCUCCAACAACAGUAUGAGCCUCCAAAAAACCAAUCCUUCAUCUUCAAUGAUAGCUAUAGAAGACGAGUAUUUUUCAAAUAUGAAAAACGAAUUCGCUUGCAAAGUCCCCUUGAAAAGGUUUUUGAGUACUUUGCAUCAGUGAGAGCACCAGGGAGUCGUGAGGCGUUCAUGACGCCAGCAGAUUUGAUGCGAGCAGUGGUGCCUGUGUUCCCACCAUCAGGAUCAUCUCGUGUAAGAGAGGGUUGUCUCCCUGGAGAGCAGCAUCCUGGUGAUCUCAGUUGUCCUCCUUCUCAGUUCUUCAUGCUUUUUGACACUAACAAUGAUGGUCUCAUUUCUUUUCCUGAGUACAUCUUCUUUGUUACUCUCUUGAGCAUUCCAGAGUCAGGCUUUCAAGUGGCAUUUAAAAUGUUUGACCUUGACAACAAUGGGCAUAUAGACAAGCAAGAGUUCAACAAAGUGAUGGCAUUGAUGCGAAGUCAGCACAGACAAGGGGAUGUAACUGGUGUAGAAGAUGGGGGUCUCUUGCAGUAUUUUUUUGGCAAAGAAGGAAAGGACUGUUUAAAUAUUGAGAAAUUUGGCCAAUUCUUGAGAGACCUACAUGAUGAGAUAUUGCGGUUAGAGUUCUCCCACUAUGACUACAAUGAAAGAGGAAGCAUUUCAGCCAGAGAUUUUGGGCUGUCCUUGGUUGCAUCUGCUGACAUCAAUCACAUAAACAAGCUGUUGGAUCUAGUUGAUGAAUUGGAGAAUAACCCACAUCUCAGGGACAUAAGAGUUACACUUGAAGAAUUCAAAGCCUUCGCAAAAUUGCGCAAGAAGUUGCAGUCCUUCUCUCUGGCCUUGUUCAGCUAUGGGAAGAUAAAUGGGGCCUUGACCAAAACUGAUUUCCAGAGAGCAGCAGCUCAGGUAUGUGGGGUUACAAUUACAGAUAAUGUGGUGGACAUAAUAUUCCAUGUGUUUGAUGCAAACCGAGAUGGAGAUUUAAGUGCAGAUGAGUUCAUCAGAGUCAUUCAAAUGAGACAGCAUAAUCCAUCACGUCUAGGUUGCAGGAGUAUGAUGUCUUGCUUGUUCAGCUGUGCAAGAAACUGUUCCUCAGCCAAGCUUCAAUUUUGAAUUAUAAAUAUUAUGACUUUGAAGGACCCUGUGGUCGACAUGAAUAUCCAUCAUUAAUGAUCUGUAAUUUCGAAAUCCUCAAGUCUCUUCUUGUAAUGAUCAGUAGUAUCAUGUAUCUGUAGUCUAGUGGACAAUUCAUCUACAGUAGAAAAGGGAGAUUCUCUAACCAAGAGAAGGCAUUGUGCCUCCCAAGAAAUGUGUAGUCUUCUUGUUCCUUUCGCAAGGUAACAAGCUUUUCUUUUCUUUCUUUCCUUUCUCUUUUUCUUUUUGUGUGUGUGAGAGAGAGAGGGAGGGAGGGAGAGAAGCUUUCAUGUGUUGAUUUGUAUAUAAAUGCCUGCUUCUCUAAAUAUUCUAGUUUCUUGGGAUAUUUUUUGGUCCACCAUACUGAUAGCUUACUCAAUGUUAAUGUUAGAUACACAAACCAAAUUUAGUUAUCAUCUUCCCUGGUAGCAGCGAGGACAAAAUGCAAUGCAAGAUGAUAUUUAAGCCUGCAAUUUAUGAAACUGAUGGUAAUGCCUGCAUGAUUUACAGAUGACAAACUAGAUUUUCCCAGAGCCAUUCUUGGGUCUGUUUGAAUCCAAAAAAGCUAUAUUUUAGGGAUGGA